AUCCCUUUCGCGACCUCAUUCGCUGUCUUCCCCUUGCUCAGACUUCUCCGCUCCCCCAAGCAAAUUUGGAGUCUUCCCUUUCUUCUUAGUUUCUUGGGCAGCCGAUGGAGAGGAUAUACGUGGCGGUAAGGGCGAGGCCGCUCUCCCCGGAGGAGUCUAAGAGCAACCCCUGGAGGAUCUCCGGCAACUCUCUCUACCUCCCCAGCCAGUCCACCAAGUUCGAAUUCGACAGGAUCUUCGGGGAAGACUGCAAGACGGUCGACGUCUACGAGGCUCGCACUAAAGAGAUCGUUGCAUCUGCCGUUAGCGGGUUUAACGGUACAGUUUUCGCAUAUGGACAAACUAAUAGUGGUAAGACGCAUACUAUGCGGGGUUCAGUUGCUGAACCGGGAAUUAUUCCUCUUGCUGUGCAUGAUUUAUUCCUGAGUAUCCAAGAGGAUAUAGAUAGAGAAUUCCUUGUUCGCAUGUCUUACAUGGAAAUAUAUAAUGAGGAAAUCAAUGAUUUGUUGGCUCCGGAGCAUCGCAAAUUGCAAAUUCAUGAGAACCUUGAGAGAGGUAUAUAUGUUGCUGGAUUGAGAGAAGAAAUCGUUACCUGUGCUGAACAGGUCCUUGAUUUGAUGGAGUUUGGAGAAUCUCAUCGCCAUAUUGGAGAGACAAACAUGAAUCUUCACAGCAGUAGGUCGCAUACUAUAUUUCGCAUGAUUGUUGAGAGUAGGGAAAGAAUUGAAGAUGGGAACAUGGUUGAUUCAUGUGAUGCAGUUCGUGUAUCAGUUCUUAAUUUAGUGGACUUAGCUGGCUCGGAACGUGCAGCCAAGACAGGUGCAGAAGGUAUGCGCCUGAAAGAGGGUUCUCAUAUUAACAAAAGUCUAAUGACACUUGGUACUGUUAUAAAAAAACUAAGUGAAGGUGCAGAGGGCCAAGGGAUUCAUGUUCCAUAUCGGGACAGUAAGCUCACUCGAAUCUUACAACCUGCACUUGGAGGUAAUGCAAAUACUGCAAUUAUCUGCAACAUCACACUGGCACAGGUUCAUGCAGAUGAGACAAAAAGCAGUCUUCAGUUUUCAAGCCGAGCAUUGCGUGUCACCAAUUGUGCAUGCGUAAAUGAGAUCUUAACGGAUGCUGCCUUGUUAAGACGUCAAAGGAAAGAAAUCGAAGAACUUCGGUCAAAACUCCUGAGCUCUCACUCGGAGCAUUGGGAGGAAGAAAUCCUGAACCUGCGAAACACGCUGUUACAGAGUGAGCUUGAGAAGGAGAGAAUACAAUUAGAGCUAGAAGAGGAAAAGAAAGCUAAAGCUCAUCGUGAGAAGAGAUUGAUAGAGCAAGCACAGAAAAUUGCUAACCUUAGCUCAUUGGUAUUAUGUUCUGAAAGGGAAGAUAAGAGUACAUAUCUCUGUAAGAAUAAAAGAAGGGUGACAUGGUGCCCAGUACCUUCUUCUCGUAAAUGUGUGGAUGAGGUAAACCUUGAACUUGAUCCCACUAGUGUAGCUCUAAGAUCGUGUUUAUCAAGUCAAAGUCUUGUGGUAUAUGCUGAUAAGGUACAUGUUCCAGAUUCAGCAGCUGGUGAGCACACCAGGCAUGAUUCUGAUAUUGGUUUACCAAUUCCUUUUGAAGAAUUAAUGCAAGAAAUUGAAACUUCUGUGGGUAACAUGAAUCGUGAUGCCUUCAUGCCUGAUAAUAUGGAGAACGGUUGUGAUGUCAAGGACUUAACUUUUCCUGAUGCACAUGCCUUGUUGCAUGUUACAGAUAGGAGAAAAAUCCAUUCCAAAACCACUGGCUCUUUUCGGUCAGGCAGUGAAUCAGCAGAAGACAAUAGCUUUUAUGAAGAUCAGAUCAUAGAAUAUUAUCCUAAGAAUGUUCUGGAGAUUGAAUCUGGAAGCAUACAUAAUAAGUUCUCUGAUAACACUCCUAGGUGUGCAAGCACUAUCUCAUCUAAUGGUGAAAUAAAUGGUAGGUCUUGUGGGCGUAAAAGCUUGACCGAGAGGGAGUCAGAGGCAAUUAUUGUCAUCAAACAACUCGAGGAUCAGAUAAAAGCACUAGAAAUUGAGAAGGCUACAGUUCAGAGGAACUUGGAUGAUGUUCUUGAUAUGGCAACUGAACAGAAUGCUUCUUUCAAGGAGAAGUAUGAAAAGUUACAUCAAGAGGUUUUACUUGCACGUGAGGAGGCUAGAGUAUCUCAUGAACGACUUUAUCCAGCGGAAGUUAAGUUUGACUUAUCUGUUAGGAUGUCAAUGGAAGUCCAAGACUUAACUGUACAAGUCGAACAUUCCAAGAACUUUGUGGACAAUACUGUGUCUAUAAUUAAAGAUAUAUUCAACAACUAUUCCGUCUUAGCAGAUAUAUUUCUGGAACUCAAGUCAUUUGCUCAGGAAGAUAUUUCUCAGCUCAAAUCUAUAAUCACUGGGCUUAGUCAAAUGGAAAGAUGUAUUGUGAAGAGAAGUUAUGAACUUGAGCAAGAAAAUAAUAUUCUCCGCAAGCAAUCUGUUGAUUAUCAGAGUCAAGUUCAGCAGCUUAUGGCUGAAGUGGGUAAUCGGGAGAAAGCUAUAAAUGAGCUUGGUCUUCAACAUGAUCUGGAGAAGGAUGAACUCCUGUCUCAAGUCCUUAGUCUUAAAAAAGAAGUAUCAUGCUUGUCAUCCUCUUCCUUAAUCAGAGAAAAGGAAACCAUGAGAAAGGAACUUGAUAAAUUGAAGGCAAAGUUGAAAGAUACAGAUUCCAAGCUUAAGAAUGCUGUUCAGGACAAGAUAAAACUUGAGAGUGAAAAAGCACAGGCUGAGCGGGAGAUAAAACGCUUGCAAAGUCAAAAUGUUGUUCUUGAACGUGAUAUGUGGAAGCGUGAUUCACUCACUGUUAGGAGGCAUGAACCCAAAUUAGGUGAUUUUAGCCGACAAAAGAGUGUCAAUGUGGUUGAGCAAACUCUUCAGGAAGACUACCAAAAGCUUGAGCUCUGUGCUUUUGAUAUGGAAGCUGAGAUCUCUUCUCUGAAGGAGGCUUUGAUAAGUGCAUUUGGUGAAAAAGAAGAAGCGCUUGCCAGGAAUGAAUUUUUAAAUUCAGAAGUAGAGGCUCUUUCUGACAAAUUGCUUACUGCAGAUUCUGAGAUAAAGUCACUGAAGGAGGAGGUUGCAGCCAUGGCAGAGAGAUUGGUUGAGUCUGAAUCAUUUUCUAAAGAAUUGGAAUCCUCCAUCAAUUCUCUUUCAAGAGAAAAAGAAGAGAUGGGAUUGCAAUUUACUGAUGCCCUUCUUGAGAUGGAGGCAGAAAAAUCAUUAUGGUCAGUUAACGAGAAAGCUUUAUUUGAGGCCAAUGCAAAAAUGAAAAUACAGAAUGAUGAGAUACUUAAGUUAUCCGAAGAUUUGCUAGAGACAAAGCGUGACAUGGAUUCAUAUAGAGAACAAUGUAAGGAACUAAGGGAGAGGUUGAUUUUUCUUGAGGAAAAUGCACAAGAAGAGAAAGAAUGCAGCAUGGCAAAAUCUUUGGAAAUCACUCAACUAAGGAAUGAGCUUAAGCAAAACAUGGCUGACAUUGUUGAAUGGAAUGAUGUGAAGUCAAGCUUUGAGGCACUAUCAUCAGAAUGCCAACAUACUUCUGAAAUAUUGCCAAAAUUGCGGGAGUAUUUGAUCUUCCUUUCUAGAGAAGGGAAUGAUCCAUCUUCUCAGGUCAUGAACGGUGAUCAAGUAUUGAAUCUUAAAGAUCAGCUCCUCAUAGUGACAAAAGAAAGAGAUGAUUUGCUUUCUAAAAAUGGAGAGCUAAAGACAGCUUUAUUUGAAUCAGAGAUAUUGAAGGCCAAAACUGAUUCAGAUGAGUUGGCUAAAAGGAUCUCCAAUAUGGAAGUCAAGAUGCAUAGUGAUAAUUUAAGCUUCAACAAGGAGAGAACAAAGCUCAGGAUGCAGCUUCGCUCAUUGCAGGCGACAUUAGAUGCUUACCGUGGUCGAUACACAGAGGUGGUGGACGAGAUGACUCUCAUGAACAAAAAAUACGAAGAAGCAUCAACCAAACUAAAGAAGCAACUUGCUCAAUAUGGAGUUGAAAUACUUAGCUUGAAGAAGCAGCUUGCCUCAAAAGAAUGAGCUCGGUCAGACUUGAAGUAGCACAGGGUUCCUAUUUGAUUCAAAUGUAGAGACAUUUGCAUGGUGAAUGCAACAGUUUAUUCACUUUGUACCUGAUCAGCUAUCUAGAUUCAGAAGAAUCAUAUUUAGGAGGAUCCUGCAUGUAGA
Musa acuminata AAA Group (dessert banana) is the source of this 4205-nucleotide messenger RNA. Its product is annotated as kinesin-like protein KIN-7I. Lineage: Eukaryota; Viridiplantae; Streptophyta; Magnoliopsida; Zingiberales; Musaceae. Gene Ontology annotation, biological process: microtubule-based movement. Gene Ontology annotation, molecular function: microtubule motor activity; ATP binding; microtubule binding. The transcript is spliced from 33 exons. The record is from RefSeq and is a predicted model, not a curated record. Bases 105 to 4058 code for a protein of 1317 amino acids.